This is a messenger RNA of Aspergillus ibericus CBS 121593, 867 nucleotides long. Its product is annotated as TVP15 family protein. The transcript has 5 exons. NCBI's taxonomy places the organism in Eukaryota, Fungi, Ascomycota, Eurotiomycetes, Eurotiales, Aspergillaceae. Gene Ontology annotation, molecular function: catalytic activity. The record is from RefSeq and is a predicted model, not a curated record. Bases 1 to 867 code for a protein of 288 amino acids. Gene Ontology annotation, cellular component: Golgi membrane. Gene Ontology annotation, biological process: vesicle-mediated transport; DNA repair.
AUGGUUAUCGAUGCGAUGCUGAAGUCGCGACCCAUUUCGCACGAUCUGUCUCAGCGUGCGGUUAAAAAGGUUAUCGAGGCCGGAUAUCAUGAUAUACAGAAACUGGGGGAGAGUAGUUGGGAGGAGAGAACAAUGGUUCUCAAGGACGGAGGAUAUAAUCGCUACAGGGAGCAGGGGGCAACGAAUCUAGGUGAUUUGGCGGAAUUGGUCAACGAGAAGUACGACGGUGAUCUCAACAAUCUCUUGAAGAAAGCCCAUAAUAAUCGAGACGAGGCGAGACAAUUGAUCAAGGAAAUCAAGGGAUUGGGCGAUCUAGGAGCUGAUCUCUUUUUCAACAACGUUCAGAGCGUGUGGCCGUCAAUGGCACCGUUUAUUGAUGGACGCAGUUUGCAAACGGCUGAUAAGGCUGGGAUUAGCACGGACCUGGACGCCAUAUACGCCGAUUUGGGACACGACUCGACGAGAAUGAGCCGACUAGCCAAUGGACUUCGGAUCGUUAACAUCGCCGUUGGCGUGCUUAUGGUUCUCGGAGGUAUCGCGCAGUUCUUCCCUGCGUCGAUGAGCACCAUCAUUGUCGGUAUCUAUGUGAUUAUCUUUGGUCUGAUCGUCGGUGGAUUGGAAUUUUUGCCCAACGUCCCGGACUACGUUUACCGCUAUGCGUCUUUCCUUUUCUCCUUCCUGGGACGCGGUGCUUUCUACAUUUUCGUUGGAUCGAUCAUGCUGCAUGACCACUGGACCCGGUACAUUGCCGGCUCCAUCAUCGGCUUCAUCGGCCUGGGCUACCUGGCCCUGGAGUUCAUUCCUUCCAUCGAGCCCCCAUCCAACAUGCGUGAGGCCGACCAAUCCUGGGGCGCCGAGCAGGUCUAA